Molecule: messenger RNA, 8260 nt
Organism: Pygocentrus nattereri (red-bellied piranha)
Lineage: Eukaryota; Metazoa; Chordata; Actinopteri; Characiformes; Serrasalmidae
Gene: kat6b
Product: K(lysine) acetyltransferase 6B
Exons: 17
Coding region: 790-7041 (2083 amino acids)
Biological process (GO): nucleosome assembly; regulation of DNA-templated transcription
Cellular component (GO): nucleosome; MOZ/MORF histone acetyltransferase complex
Molecular function (GO): histone acetyltransferase activity; DNA binding
Source: RefSeq, a predicted model, not a curated record
AUCCACGGGUUUAAGUGUUUACAUUACGUGGUGGGUUAUAUCUCAUGAGGAAUGGCCAUGGAUGCACUUUUGUUAAUGAAUCAUAAUUACGUUAUGAUUUGGGGGAAAAAAACCGUCUCGGCUGUCUUGAUGUGCGCUGAUAUCUUGUGCAGCGUAGCCCGAUUCUCAUGAGGAGGAGCCUGUGUGUAAAGGUGGACCGUGUUGGGUUGUAAAUUUAACCUUAAAGAUCACUGCACUGCUUUGAAUUCGACACAUUAUUUAGCGCUAACAGAUGUAUUCGCGUUGCGCCAAGGCUUUCUACCCCGCUCGUGGUGAGAAUCGCAGGCUUUCCGCUGGCUAAGUCCCGCAGACGGACGAAUACGGGGUACCUUAAAAGGCGGGUCAAGUGAUUUAUUGGCAGAUUAUGAAGCCAAUCGACUCCUCGAGAGGCUGAACGCCUUCUUUAUGAUUGACACCUUCGUUAUCAAACCAGGGAUCGGCGUUUGCCCUUUCUAACCAAUAUUAAAGUUUCUUGGGAGGAACCGUCGCUGUGAAGGUGUCACCUGUGUGAAAUUUGAAAGGAUUUUUCAGGACGUUUUUUGGAUUUAUUAAGGGAUUUCUUUUGACUGUCUCUUUUGUGGAAAUUCUGAGGAAAUGUAGAGACAGUCUGAUAUAAGGAGUUCUGUCAAACAAAUCUUGCACAUCAUGGUGUAGAAAUGGCUGACUUCAUGUUGUGGAUGCAUAUUGUUUGCUCAUAAAAAGAAGGAAUGUAUUCAUGGAUUACGCCUUAAUGAAACAAAUUAUUUCACCAUGGUGAAACUGGCCAAUCCCCUGUACACAGAGUGGAUUCUUGAGGCUAUUCAGAAGAUCAAAAGGCAGAAGCAGCGGCCUUCAGAGGAGCGAAUUUGUCAUGCUGUAUCAACAUCACAUGGACUAGACAAGGGUGUUGUGCUCCAGCAACUGGAGCUUGCUGUGAAGGAUGGAUCCGUCCUUAAGGUUACUAGCAAAGGUUGCGCUUCAUACAAAGAUCCGGAUAACCCUGGGAGGAUUGCAGCGAUCAAGCACGGAGGCCCGGCCUCCUCUGUGGUGGGAUCUGUGCUACCUGCAGGAGAUCUUCGACAUGUGGAUUGGAAUAAGGUCCUCAGGAGGGCUAUUGAGGGUCUGGGUGUCCCUGCUGGCUCCUCUCUUAGGAACAUAGAGCGAUUCUUAAGGAGCCAGGAUGACUUGGUGAAUGUUGUGGCUAACCCCAGGUUCCAGCAGAGGUUGAGGCUGGCUGCUAAGCGAGCGGUAAAUAAUGGUAGGCUCCUGAAGGAAGGACCGCUCUACAGGAUAAAAAAUGCUGGAGCAGGAGGAAAGGCAGGUUUCAGGAGCAGCGUUGCCUUGGCUCUGGACCUUCCUCCUGUAACACUUCUCCCACAUGAGAAAGACCAGCCUCGUGCUGAUCCAAUACCUAUAUGCAGCUUCUGUUUGGGCACAAAGGAGUCCAAUCGAGACAAGAGGCCAGAAGAACUGCUGUCAUGUGCAGACUGUGGGAGCAGUGGCCAUCCAUCUUGUCUGAAGUUCUCUGCUGACUUGACUGCAAAUGUUAAGGCGCUGCGAUGGCAAUGCAUUGAAUGCAAAACGUGCAGUUCCUGUCAAAUUCAGGGGAAAAAUGCUGAUGAGAUGCUGUUCUGUGACUCCUGUGACAGGGGGUUUCAUAUGGAGUGCUGUGAUCCACCUCUCUCCAGAAUGCCAAAAGGAAUGUGGAUCUGCCAAGUAUGCAGGCCAAAGGAGCAGGAGGAAAAACGACUGCUGCACAGAACAGCAGCUCAGAUCAAAAGACGAUAUGCAAAGCCAGGAAGGCCGAGGAAAAAUCUCUCACAUCCAACAACGCUUGACAGUGGUGAUGCAGGACUCCUUGAGCUGUCAGAGAGAGAGGAACAUGGUAGGGGUCUUAAGAGCACUAUCUGCACCCCACCCUCAUCCAGCACCAUUGCACCCACCACAGACGCCCGGAGCCGCUUGAGCCUCACCGAUCCCCUCACAUCCACCCCAGCCUCUCUCACUGCCCUCACCAUGCUGCCCCCCUACAACAAGAAAACCAAAAGUCUCAUUGACGGCCUCUCCAAAUUUUUCACACCAUCCCCUUUGGGCCGGCGCAUGCGCGGCGAGGCGUCAGAUUCUUCUGAGCAGCGUAGGCCUAAGAAACGGGGCUAUCGGAAACGGCUGUGCAAUCCUCAUUCCAGCACAACGUCAACAGGUACCAGCCAAAGGUUAACUGCCCCAGCUAGUGCAAUCUCUGCACCCUGCCCUUUAUCGGGACACAGCCCCGCCUCGCUGAACCCCAGUCAGUCUCCCUCACCCCCUUCCGCCCAGUCCCCACAGAGCUCCUCGUCCCAGUCUAGUGACCCCUCUCUCAGCAGCCUCCCAAGCAGCAGCCAGCUGAAGGGACUCUUUGACGGACUGUCUCACAUCUAUGCCACUCAGGGACAGUCUCGGCAGAAGGGACUCCCCAGCUAUGCACCGCCUAAGCGAGGGCGAGGCACCCGGGACGCUUCCUCCUCACCCAAAACGCCUUUACAGCUCCAUGGAAACAAGUCUAUCAAAGGGUUCAAUAGCAAGCUAGCAUCCGUGUCCUGCUCAAGCUCAGGCUGGGCACCCAAGAGAGGCCGGCCCUUUAAGACAGCACUUCAUUUCAAACGAACUCCCUUUUUGAAAAAGCACAGGCUGCUAGGCAAGUUUAGGUUUAAGGCCUCCCCUCAGAGGGGGAACCCCACACCAGGGAGGGGCAGCUUGGCAGACGGAAGAAUUAAGCCUGACCAAAACCAUGUUUUAAACACCUUGAGAUGCCUAAAAAGAGAGGCUCAGGAAGGAGGUCUGCCUUCUCCAAAUGACCAAGUGUCUGAGGACGACCUUAAUAUGUUCAGACAAGCCCAGGAACUCUCUGCAAAGAGGACCGAACUUGUGAGUAGCAGUGAUCAAGGACAGUAUCCCUCAUUGAUAGAGUUCGGAAAAUAUGAAAUACAAACCUGGUACUCGUCACCUUAUCCUCCUGAAUACUCAAGAUUACAGAAACUGUAUCUAUGCGAGUUCUGCCUGAAGUAUAUGAAAAGCCGGAACAUUCUGCAGAGGCAUUCAAAGAAGUGCGGCUGGUUUCAUCCACCAGCUAAUGAGAUCUACAGAAAAGAUAACCUCUCUGUGUUUGAGGUUGAUGGAAAUGUAAGCAAAAUUUUCUGCCAAAAUCUAUGUUUGCUUGCAAAGCUUUUUUUGGACCACAAGACCCUGUACUAUGAUGUGGAGCCUUUCCUUUUCUACGUUCUAACUCAAAAUGAUGAGAAAGGUUGCCAUCUUGUAGGAUACUUUUCAAAGGAAAAGCUUUGCCAGCAGAAGUACAAUGUCUCCUGCAUAAUGAUUAUGCCCCAGUACCAAAGGCAAGGAUUUGGGAGGUUCCUCAUUGAUUUUAGUUACUUACUCUCCAGGCAGGAGGGCCAGGCCGGUUCCCCGGAGAAGCCGCUAUCAGAUCUGGGUCGUCUGUCCUACUUGGCGUAUUGGAAAAGUGUCAUACUGGAGUACCUGCACAACCACCCAGAUAAGAGUGUCAGCAUCAAGGGAAUGAGCAAAGCCACGGGCAUGUGUCCACAUGACAUUGCCACCACACUCCAGCAGCUCAACAUGAUUGAUGUGCAGAAUGGCAGGUUUGUGAUUGUCCGAAAGCGUCAUUUGAUACAGAGACACAUGGAACGGCUGAGAGAGAAACCACGUCUUUGUGAGGUCGAUCCCGACUGUCUUGUCUGGACUCCUGGUGGGUCAGCCUGCAGAAACCCAUCUGGAGGGUGGCAGAGAAGUAGGCCUCAUCCUCCAGAAGAGACGGGGGACCUUGCAGAUCGGAAUGCCUCAGCUACUGAGAAAGCAGCAGGGAUGAUGUUCAGCAGAAGAAAACCUCCUCUAACAAAGUGUAAGAACUACAGCAGGAGACCACCAGAGCCACUUUUCAAAAGCAUUGUUGAGAAACAGUUGGAAGCAAGUCAUGACAGCAGCAGCGAUGAUGAUGACGAUGCUUCAGUCCAGUCACAGUCUAUGACGGGGCUUAAGCGAAAGAGAGCAGGAACUCUGCGGAAGAAAAGAGGUCGGAGGAGAGUGCGCAUCAACAGCAGUGUCACGACAGAAACAAUCUCUGAGAGGACGGAGGUGCUGGAUGAGCCGUUUGAGAACUCUGAUGUGGAGAGCCCUGCGCCACAGCUAGAGCAUUCCAUUAGGAGGGAGGACAGUGAUGAGGAUGAGAAGAAGAACCUAAGAGCAGUAGUACGCAGACCUGGCAGACCACGGAAGAGAGAGAGGCCAGAUGACAAUCAUUCAGAUCCAUCCAAAGAAGAAAAAGUAGAAGGUAUCAUAGAUGCAGUGAAAAAGGACAAUCCCCGACCUGUGAAGCGUAAGAAAGGCUGGCCCAAAGGCGUAAAGCGAGGCCCACCCAAAUGGAGACUAAAGAAAGAGAGAAAGAUGGGCUUUAAGCUCAAUCUCUACACACCACCUGAGACACCCAUGGUCAGUGUGGAUCAGGAGCCAGAUGAGGAGCAGGUAGCCAGCCCUGUGUCUGUUCCAGAAGACUGUGAGCCCUGCAGAGAGCCAGAGCCUGUGAAGGCAGAGCAGAACACUUUAGUCUCAGAGAACCUGAGGCCUGAGCCACAGGAACCCACUGAGGAACAUGAGGAUGAUGAACAUUUGGAUAAACCUGACUCUGUGGAUACUUCUUGUGGCGCUGAGAGCAAUGAGGCUCCAAUCGGUCCUGUGAAUUUUGCUGAGCAGUCCACUGAGAAUACAGAAGAGGGAGGGAAUCAGGAACCGGACGAGGAAGAGGAGCAUGAAUGCACGGCAUCUCAGGACCCAGAGGAACGAGAUGAUGAAGAAGAGGAAGAGGAAGAGCCAGAGCCCACUCAUGUGGAAGAUCAUGAUGCAGAUGAUGAGGAUGAUGGUCAUGUGGAUUCCAGUGAGCCAAGGAAAGAGGAUCCUGUAGCAGUGCCAGAUGACAAGGAGCCUCUGGAUGACACUGAACCUACUCCAGAGCCCUGUAAUGACAAGAAGGAGCAGGACCUUCCUGAGGAGUGCGCGGGGGAGGUGGCCUCAGAUAGUGGCCUCGUCAACAUGGAUGCGCAGGACAACACUAGAGACUCGGACCAUCAUCCUGACUCUGGAUCAGAAGAGGAUGAAAGCAGUCAAAAUGUUCCGCAGAAAGAGCAAGAUGCUGGACCUUUGACACCUGCAAUAAAGGAGGACCACAGUAUUUGUCCAGAGAUUGACAUGGAAACCGCCCAGGCAGUUCAGUCCCUAACACAAGAGGCUGAGCAAGAGAGGCACUUCCAAGACUGUGUGGAGACCCAGGAGGCCUGUCGUAGCCUACAAAGAUAUGUUCAUGUGGACCAGAGCCCUCAAAUGACUCCGGUUGAUGACUGCCAGCAGUCAGACCACAGCAGCCCGCUCUCUUCUGUGCACUCCCACCCCAGCCAAUCUGUGCGAUCAGUCAACAGCCCAGCUGUGUCUAUUCUAGAGAGCAGCUACACUCAGAUCAGCCCCGAGCAGGGUGCCAUCUCUGUACACUCUCUCCAUAACAACAUGGAGACUAGCCCAAUGAUGGACGUCCCCUCUGUGUCCGACCACUCUCAGCAGGUGGUGGACAGUGGCUUCAGUGACCUUGGCAGCAUUGAAAGCACCACAGAGAACUAUGAGAAUCCCAGCAGCUAUGACUCCACGCUGGGCAGCAGCAUUUGUGGCACGGGAGCUAGCGCUGGCGCCUCCUCCCAGAGCAGCUGUUCCUAUGGCAACCUCUCCUCCGGUGGCAGCCAUGGACAGAGCAGCUGUGCCGUGUCCCAGCAGAUGGCCGGCCCUGUGGUGAACAAUACUGGCGCCUGCAGCAUGCUCCAGCAGAACAGCAUGAGCUCCCCACAGGGUUGCAGUGUCAAAUCCCCACAAGGCUGUGUACCAGAGAGACAGCCCAGCCACGGGCAUGGCCAUGGGCAUGGACAUGCACAUGGCCACGGGCAUGGGCAUGGACACAGCCACCACCACAACCACCACCAUCACCAUCCACAUCAACACCAACACCAACACCAUCAGCAUCAACAUCAACAUCAGCACCACCAGCAGCCUCUAUCGCACUGCUCAAUGCCUGCAAGCUUCCCUCCACCCAUGCAACUUCCUGACAUCCCUGAGUCCAACAACCCCUCCACCAAUCUGGGGCUGUAUGAGAGGAUGGGCCAGGGUGAGUAUGGGGGUGGGCACUAUGGACAACCCUCAGCUACCUUCAGCCUGGCUAAGCUCCAGCAGCUUACUAACACGCUCAUAGACCAUCCCCUACCCUUCAGCCAUUCUGGAUCACAUCCCAUUACAUCUUACGCCAACAACAAUGGGUCACUGUCUUCACAGCUUGGUCCUCACAACCCCACCCUGGUGUCUCUGUCUCAGCCUCCACAUACAGUCACAGGUGGAGGUCCACAAACACAGGCCACAAUGACUCCACCUCCUAACAUGACGCCUCCCCCCAUGAUGCUGCAACGCAACAUGGCCACACCCAAUAUGAACUUGCCUCCCUCGCAGAGACUGCAAACACAAAUGACCCCCAAAAACCAUCACCAUCACCCGGUGUCCAUACGCUCCAAAUCAGCUCCGCUGCCUCCUCACCACCAGCAGCAGAUGUAUGGCAGGAGCCCACAGACCGUAACCAUGCAGGCUCCUAGCAGGACGUUGGCCAUGCCACCCCGCAUGAACAUGGGUGUGAACCUCAUGCCAGCUUCGGCUUAUAACGUCAACUCGAUGAACGUGAACGUAAACAUGGCUCCACUUAACGCAAUGAAUACGUACCGGGUGACCCAGCCCAUGAUGAAUGGGGGCUACCAUAGCAACCCACCCUAUAUGAAUCAGACUCCACAGUACUCUAUGCAGAUGGGCAUGAUGGGUACUCAGCCUUACCCACAGCAGCCCAUGCAGGCCCCUCCCCACGGCAAUAUGAUGUACAGUCCAGCAGGCCACCACGGUUAUGUGAACACUGGUAUGUCCAAACAACCCUUAAAUGGACCUUAUAUGAGACGAUAAUCGCUAAUGACCUCUGGUUUCCAAGAGGUCAUGAUAUAAUAGUCAGCUUGAUGACUUGAGGUAGUUCUUGUGUUGAUUUUCAUUGUUAAUGUUCGCUUUUCUGAAUUUUUCUGAAAAACCAGCACUUGGUAAGAAUGCAAAAAAGUUGUGUUUUAAUGGCUAAUCUUUAGCUUUUUCCCUAUUUAUGGGAAGCCUUACAUCAUCAGAAUUUAAUGUAACAUUUAAAUGUAAAUCUCUUCAAACUGCAUUGCAGUUUAAUAGGGAUUGCAUUGUGCUUUUUUUUCUGGGGGGGACUUGCAUUAUGGAACCUUUAAAUGUGCCUGCAUUGUAUGCCUUUUCAAUGUACAUGUUUAGCAAUCGCAAGGUUAUGUUUCUAAGUCUGUACUCAUGCCUUCAUAUUAUUUAUUGUAAAUCUACUUUUAUAUUUUUUUAAGUGUAAGGUAAAACUUAGCAUGCUCUAAUGUCUUUGUUAGUGACAGUGCAUCAAAGUAGUACUGUACAGUGUUGUGCUUAAAAGCAAGCAAUUUUAUAUUAAAUGUAUGGCCUUGGUUAGGUUUCCCUCUUAUGGAAGGAAAAAUUAAACUAUAUUUUUGUUGAUUCUAAUACUGUAAAGAUUUUAAACAUUGUCAUGGUUUUUGAGUGUUAAGCUUCGAAGGUUCUAUUGCUAAUUGUGUAUAAUUUGUUACUUUUUAACAAGUUUCUUUACCUGAGGCAGCUUUCUGUUUUUAUACAAACUAAAGCAAUUUCAGUCAAAAUAGCAAAAUAAAUGUCAGUAUUUGUACAUGUAGAAUUCUAAAUCAAGGGGAGGGAAUACAAAAAAAGUACAUUUCACAGGGGCAGUGAUCAGAAAUUGUCAAUUUAUUCCAAAGUUGGUCUUUUAUGAAAUGCCUUUAAACGUACAUUUUCAUUCCAUCUGUAGAUUUUUUUAUCUUUAUAAAACAUCUGAUUUAUAUUUUACUGAAAUGUAGAACAGUGACCUUGUUAAUAGACAAAACAGAUGGCAUGUAUAAAGGUAAAUUGUAUUGGUGUCUGUUUGUAUAGCUUAUUUUGUAGCCUUUGUACCUGUACAGAAUGGGAGUUUGACGUAAGAGGGAUAUCCUGACUGUACUAAUUAAUGGAUCAACAGUCCUGUAUUUAUGAGUUACCUUUUUAGUUGGUCACUUAAAUGCUGUACAUUUUAGCAGAAAAUAAAUUAUGAUGAGCCACUGACAGACUUAAA